AAUAGUUUACUCAAUAUAUCUAUAAAUUUAAAAUUUCAAUUUAAGUACAGUUUAAAUAAUAAUUUAAAUUAUUUUCUUAAAAAUAGAAACUUAUUCAGACUGAAUUGUUUUGAACUUUUGCAUGUCAAAAGAAGUAUUAACUCAAACAAUUGAAUUUUUAUAAUAUUUUUAUAUGUACUUAUAUACAUAAAUACUAAAUAAAAAAAAACAAAAAUAAUUAAUACAAACCAGAAGAGAAAAAAAGGAAGUUUUGAUAAAAAUAUUUUCAAUUAUUUGCGGUUUGAAUUUGAAUGUUAAAACAUAUGACACCUGGCCCCUCGUCAGGUCAGCCACGUCCACCGACGCGGGGCCUUCCACAUCCACACACAACAACAAGCAGUAGGCAACCGCCUCAACCACCAUCGUCAUCAACAAUUCAAACAUUAAAUGUAUCAAAUUUAUCGACACCAACAACAGCAUUAACAAUACCUCCAAAAUUAAUUGCAAAUGGUGGUUUAAGAUAUUCAGCUUUAUUGAAUUCAACUCCAAUAACAGUAACUUCAAAUUCAAAUUCUAAUAUAAAUAGUAAUAAUAAUUGUAAUGUAAAAGGUAAUUGUAAUAAUAAUCAUCAACAAUAUAAUCAUAAUUUAAAUUUAACAAAUGCAACAUGCAAUUAUACAACAAAUAGCACCAUUUUAAAUACCAAAACUCGAAUUGGAGCCACAGAAGCUUUAACCAGUUUAGGACUUUUAUGCUUAGUGUCUUUGCUAUUAGCACUACUCUCCUUAAUUUUUUUAUUGAAAAUUUCACCUGGAGGAAGAGAGUUACCACCGCCACCACCCGGACCAACAUCCCCUGAAGAUUAUAUAAUUGUAUAUGAUGUAACAUUAGCAUUAUGUGCUCUAUCGUUAUCAUUAAAUUUAUGUUGUUUAUUGGUAUGCGCAAUCCAGUUUUUAUUUGCUGUAAAAUUAGUCAGAGCACCAGCUACGAUAGGAAGGGGUAACAAAUAUCUUGAAAAAUCAAGCGUAAGUCGGGUUUGUGCGGUUGGAGGAUUUUUCAUUUCCAUUCCAAUAUUUUUAACUGGAAUUAUAUUGUACACAUUUACACAAUUUCAUUCAACACCAGCUAUAAUAACAAGUGUUCUAAUUGGUAUUGGUAUUGUAUUUUGUGGCGGAGCAAUGGUACAUAAUGUUUUUGUUUGGCAAAAAGAAAAAACAAUUUGUGUAAGAAAUCAACCACUUCAAUUGCAAAUUUCACCACAAAUAAGUGCUAUAGCACCACCGAUACAAUUUUCAAAUCAAAGUCAAAUUAAUACAAAUGACAUAAACAGUCAAUCUGCAAAUAAUAAUAAUAACAUUAAUCAUAAUAAUAAUAAUAACAACAAUAACAACAACAAUAAUAAUAAUAAUAAUAACACAAAUAAUUUAAUUAAUCCAACACCACUUGGCUUAAGUCAAAUGCAAUUAAAUUUACACCAGAAUAAUCAAGCGAAUCAUACGCCAUUAACACACACGUCACAGCAUAGUCAUGGAACUUCAUUAACACCAAUAUCACCAAAUCAUUCACAUAAUAAUAUUAGCUUUAAUCAUUCAUAUAUGUCUGGUUAUGUUGUAAGAGCUGCAACAGCAACACCACCGACACCUAAAAUUAAUGCAACAAUUGGUGGCGGAACAAAUAACAAUAAUAAUAAUAAUACACGCGGAGUUAUACCACCGCCACCAACGAUAAAUGGUACAAAUAGAGAUGCUAGCGGCUCAAUAAGUCCAGGAAUACCAACAAAUUUAGAAAUAAGUAACGUGACUAAUGUAUCACCACAUGAACUAUCAACAUUGGUGUAAUUAAACUAAAAGCUUUUCUUUUUAGAUUAAAUUAGGAAUAAAAAGAAAAUAAGAAUUCAUUUUUUAAUUUACAAAAAAAAAUUACUAGUAAACUUUUAACUAGUAAAAACCCUAUUGGUCCUUACAGGACUUAUAUUUUUUUUAAUCACACAUAUAUGUAUGUAUAUAUGGAUAUCUUUUUUAUUAAUUUAUUUUUUAAAUAAUUUUAAAUUAUAUAUAAAACUUGUAAAUAUUUUACCUAAUGUGUAGAAAAUUAUUUGU
Messenger RNA from Condylostylus longicornis, 2078 nucleotides. RefSeq names its product hybrid signal transduction histidine kinase G-like. The record is from RefSeq and is a predicted model, not a curated record. The coding region runs from base 291 to 1817 and encodes 508 amino acids. Lineage: Eukaryota; Metazoa; Arthropoda; Insecta; Diptera; Dolichopodidae. The transcript is spliced from 4 exons.